AUGUCCAGUAAAGAGGCUACUGCAGACAAAGAGUUUCACCGAAAAAGUUCUAGUCUACGUCAAAUGAAAAAUCUUACUGGUAAACAACCUUACAAAUGUGAUGAAUGUUGUAAAGAAUUUAGUAGCAAAGGCAAUUAUAAUAUACACAAGAAAAUCCAUACUGGCGAAAAACCUUACAAAUGUGAUGUAUGUGAUAAGGAAUUUGGUCAGAAAGCCAACUAUAAUGAACACAUGAGAAUUCAUACUGGGGAAAAACAUUUUAAAUGUGUGUUUUGUGAUCAAGAGUUUCACCGAGAAAGCGCCUGUCGAAUUCACAUGAGAAAGCAUACUGGUGAACAACCUUACAGAUGUGAUGUUUGUGGAAAACAGUUUCGCAGAAAAAGUAAUUGUCUAACUCACAUGAGAACACAUACUGGCGAAAAAGCUUACCAAUGUGAUAUUUGUGAAAAAAAGUUUGGCAAAAAAGAUAGUUGUCUAAUUCACAUGAGAACACAUACUGGUGAAAAACCUUACAAAUGUGAUGAAUGUGGUAAAGAAUUUAGUGCCAAGAGCAACUAUAAUGUACACAUGAAAAAACAUACUGGCGAAAAACCUUACGCAUGUUAUAUUUGUGAAAAAGAAUUUGGCCAAAGCAGUUCUUGUCGUACACACAUGAUAACACAUACUGGCGAAAAACCUUACAGAUGUGAUGUAUGUGGUAAAGCAUUUGGUCACAAAAGCAAUCGCAAUAAACACAUGAAAAUCCAUACUUGGAAAGAUAAGAUGUGA
Mytilus trossulus (common blue mussel) is the source of this 768-nucleotide messenger RNA. Its product is annotated as zinc finger protein 239-like. Lineage: Eukaryota; Metazoa; Mollusca; Bivalvia; Mytilida; Mytilidae. The coding region runs from base 1 to 768 and encodes 255 amino acids. Gene Ontology annotation, biological process: regulation of transcription by RNA polymerase II. Gene Ontology annotation, molecular function: RNA polymerase II cis-regulatory region sequence-specific DNA binding; DNA-binding transcription factor activity. The transcript has a single exon. The record is from RefSeq and is a predicted model, not a curated record.